CUUCCAUUUCGUGGUUCGUGCCUUCUAUGCCAUACAAGACCAAAAAUUGACGAACAUCUUCUAAUCGCGCACCCACACCUACCCUCUCUAUCCCCACCAAGUCAAGAGCCAAAAGUUCAAAAUGGUACUCAAGUCGCGCUGGUCCUUUGAGACCCCUCGAGUCUCUCUCCCCUCAUUUAUAUUCGAAUCGCCAACUGCUGAAUUGCCUACAACACCAGCAUUCAUCUCCGUCCGCGAACCCGAGAAAUUCAAUCUCUCCCUCGCUGACUACCGACUAUGGGCACAACGUCUCGCCUCAGGGCUUCUCCGCUCUGGCCUCCAGCCCGGGGAUCGUGUCCUGUUGUACUCGGGUAACACGCUGUUCUUCCCCAGUGUAGUCUUGGGUGUGGUAAUGGCUGGCGGAAUCUUCACUGGUGCAAAUCCAACAUACGUAGCUCGGGAACUGGCAUAUCAGUUGCGAGACAGCGGGGCACGGUAUCUAAUUUGCGCGGAGGGGAGUUUGGAAACAGGACUCGCGGCCGCAGAAGAGGUGGGUAUGGGAACAGACGGGAUAUUUGUCUUUGACGACGGAACUGCAACUUUUGAAGGACGAACGGUGGAGAAAGAAACACCAAUGGGGAAAAUUCGACCCUGGACUUGGCUACUUGAUUCCAUUGAAAAAGGCCAAGCAUUUCACUGGGAGGAUUUAAGGACGGACGAAGAACUCGAUCGCGUGGUUGCGCUUAAUUACUCGUCAGGGACAACGGGCGUUGCGAAAGGCGUUAUGAUUACCCACAAGAAUUACGUCGCAAAUUGCAGCCAGCAAAUCUACAUCAGCGAUCAACAUCCGGAUCAUCUGGCACAGAAAUUGCGCAUGCGCCAAUUAUGCUUCUUGCCAAUGUACCAUGCGAUGGCCCAAGCGAUAUUCUGCGUAAAUGCGAUGAAGCAACGGGUUCCAGUGUAUAUGAUGCCCAAGUUUGAUUUCCUCGAGAUGCUGCAGUGUAUCCAGCGGUUCCGGAUAACGGAUCUGAUUCUCGUUCCACCGGUUGUGGUAGCCAUGGCUAAGCACCCAGCAACGCGUAAGUUCGAUCUCUCGUCCGUCGAGCGGGUCGGCUCUGGUGCCGCACCUCUAGGGCGAGAAGUCUGCGCUGAGCUGGAGAAACUUUGGCCAGACGGAAGAGUAAACGUGAAGCAAGGAUGGGGUAUGACGGAAGCGACGUGUGCGGUUACUACGUUCCAUCCCGCGGCAUUAUCUCUGAGCUUCUCUGUCGGGGAGCUGGCGCCUAAUUGCGAAGCUAAGAUUGUGCUGGACGAUGAGGGUAAGAUGGAAGCAUCGCAGGGCGAGAGAGGUGAGAUAUGGGUCAAUGGACCGAAUGUGAUGAAGGGGUAUUGGAACAAGCCUGACGCGACAAAAGAAACGAUUACGGAGGAUGGGUGGUUAAAGACGGGGGAUAUUGCGUAUGUAGAUAAAGAGAACAACUUCUUUAUCGUCGAUCGGAAGAAGGAAUUAAUUAAGGUCAAGGGACUACAGGUCGCUCCUGCAGAGUUAGAGGCGCUGCUACUAGAUCAUCCGGAUGUGCAGGAUGCUGCUGUCAUCGGAAUCACACUCGAUGGCGAAGAGCUACCACGAGCCUACAUUGUACCCCUAUCACCAGAUAAGGCCACUCCAGCAGUCGCGGAGAAUAUCAAACAGUGGCUUGCAGAGAGAGUGUCGAAAGCGAAGCGACUUGAGGGAGGUGUUCGGUUCAUCGAUGCUAUUCCUAAGAAUCCAUCUGGUAAGAUCAUGCGAAGACAGAUCAGGGAACAGGCUGCGCUUGAAAACACGAAAGCUAGAUUAUAGAUCAUCGCUGGUUAUUACUGGUUUCCUGAAGGCCUUUCCGCAACUGGAGCGAGAUACGUCGGGCUCAUUAGUGGCACGCAUGCAUAAAUACCUAAGGCGAGUUAAC
Messenger RNA from Lindgomyces ingoldianus, 1925 nucleotides. Its product is annotated as 4-coumarate-CoA ligase-like protein. The record is from RefSeq and is a predicted model, not a curated record. The transcript is spliced from 4 exons. Gene Ontology annotation, molecular function: CoA-ligase activity. Gene Ontology annotation, biological process: secondary metabolic process. Bases 122 to 1819 code for a protein of 565 amino acids. Lineage: Eukaryota; Fungi; Ascomycota; Dothideomycetes; Pleosporales; Lindgomycetaceae.